AUGAAUUAUAUCAUAAAAUACUUGAUUUAUUAUAUUCAAUUUAAUUAUAUUUCACAAUCUAUUUUUAUUAGAAUAUCUUAGUUACAAAUUGGCAAUUCAAUUAAAAUUGAAAUUUAAUAGAUCUGCAUAAAUAAAUUACUCCUUAUAUCAACAGUUAUAUUCUUUAAUUAUAUCAUAAAGUAUUAAUAAUAAUGCAGUUAAAAAAAAGAAUUCGAAAAUCAUAAAGGAAAAGAGAACAUUUUAAUAUAAACUUCUUCUAAUAAAAAGGCAGAAUAUUAAGUUAAACACAGGCUUCUUUUACCUAAAGAUUUGCUUUAUAAAUUAUUCCUUUUUUUAACCCCUAAAGAGAUCAAUAACCUCAUAAGAACUCUCAACCAUUAAUAUUUGUAAUUAAUUAAUCAACAAUUCUAGAAUUAUUAUAAUAGAUUCAACACUCUGUUAUUUCAUGAUUUAUAUUAGAAGUUGAAAUUUCUACAAGAAAGAAGAUCAAAGGGAAAAUUAUAUCAAGUCUGUAAUAGGUUGACUGGUUAAUGCUUUUUACUCAGAGAACUGGACACAAUCAAGGCAAAAGCAAAUCAUGAUGACGGAGUAUAAACAUCAGUUUUAAGAGAAAUUUCUUAUGUAAGGUCCUUAAAGUGUCAUGAGAACAUUGUGUCUAUUGUAUAAGUUAAAAUAAAAAAUCAUAUAGUGUCAAUUUUAUAUGAAUAUUACACUUUGAAUUUAAGAGAAUAGUUUAAGAGGACAAAUUUAUCAAUAGAAUAGAUAAAGUCACUAUUUUUACAAAUAUGUAGAGGUGUAGAAUAUUUACAUUAAAAUCAUAUAUUACAUCAGAAUUUGAAACCGGAUAAUAUAUUUAUUAAUAAAAAUUUAGUAAAAAUUUCAGAUUUUGGAAUGUCUAAAAUGGAAACCUUUCCUAUCAUUCCCUAUACACCAAAAGAUCCCAAAGAAAGAGAAAGAAUAAAAGAGAAAGAUCUAAUAGAGAAAAAAUAGUAUUACAGUUGUGAAAUAGACACUGAAAUGGCUUUGAGGAGUCCAUUGAAUAUCUAUUUGAGGUAUUCUAAUUUUUUGGAUCACCUGAUGAAAGAGACUGGAAUUCAAUCUCAAGCGAUGUCAAAAUUAAAUUCCAAAUAUAAUCUAUAUAUAAAUGAAUUGAAAAAAAAUGAAAUAGUAGACAUUAUUUAAAAUAGAAAAUAGAUCUACGAAAAAUUACUCAUUCUUAAUACAAUAUUAGGUAAGGAAGGAGUAGAUUUAUUGUAAAAACUGUUAUGUAUUAAGCCUGAAGAUAGAUUGGAUAUAAUAGAAAUUAUACAACAUCCUUUUUUAAACGCUGUUAGUUAGAAUGCAUAGAUUUAUUACACAGAACCUAAAUUCAAAGAAUAUCUGAAAUUUCAAACUGAAAUCAAUCAAACUAUGCGGAGUACCUUAAUAGAUUGA
Molecule: messenger RNA, 1434 nt
Organism: Paramecium tetraurelia
Lineage: Eukaryota; Ciliophora; Oligohymenophorea; Peniculida; Parameciidae
Exons: 5
Biological process (GO): regulation of mitotic cell cycle; protein phosphorylation
Cellular component (GO): nucleus
Molecular function (GO): ATP binding; cyclin-dependent protein serine/threonine kinase activity
Source: RefSeq, a predicted model, not a curated record